AUGUUUAGUGGUAUCAUCGAGGAGAUCGGCACGGUAGUGUCCAUGCAGGAACGCAACGACCUGCUUGUGUGGAAUGGCGAGCGUGGCACAGGUUUUGAGCUGGUGGUGCGCGUCAAAGUGGCACUGGAGGGCGCGUAUCUAGGCUGCAGCAUCGCUGUCAACGGAACGUGCCUGACCGCCACAAGCAUCGACGAGGACCGCGUGGCCUUUGGUGUAGCGCCCGAGACGCUGCGCCGCACUAACCUGGGCGAGCUAAAGGCCGGCGAUAGGGUGAAUGUGGAGCGCAGCAUGGGUGUGGAUUCGCGCAACAGUGGCCACUUCGUUCAAGGCCACGUGGACGGAACGGGCGCCAUUUUGUCCUUCACGCGCGAGGACGACUCGCUCUGGGUCAAAAUCUCAGCCACACCCGAGAUUCUGCGCGAUAUUGUGCCCAAGGGCUACAUCGCCAUCGACGGCACGAGCCUCACGGUGUGCGACGUGAACCGCGACAACGGCUGGUUCUCCAUCAUGCUCAUCUCUCACACACAGAACCACAUCAUCUUGCCGCUCAAGAAGGUCGGCGACCGCGUCAACCUCGAGCCAGACGUGCUUGGCAAGUAUGCUGCCCGCUCCAUGGGAAGCGUACACGAACGAGUGGACGCGCUCGAGAGCCAGCUGCAAUUUACCAAAUGGGUGACGACAGGACUCACGGUAAUCGCCGCUACGUUGGCCGUUGCUCUCGUUCGCAAGUGA
Messenger RNA from Phytophthora infestans T30-4, 732 nucleotides. RefSeq names its product riboflavin synthase subunit alpha, putative. The record is from RefSeq and is a predicted model, not a curated record. The transcript has a single exon. Gene Ontology annotation, molecular function: riboflavin synthase activity. Bases 1 to 732 code for a protein of 243 amino acids. Gene Ontology annotation, biological process: riboflavin biosynthetic process. NCBI's taxonomy places the organism in Eukaryota, Oomycota, Peronosporomycetes, Peronosporales, Peronosporaceae.